Molecule: messenger RNA, 8674 nt
Organism: Labrus bergylta (ballan wrasse)
Lineage: Eukaryota; Metazoa; Chordata; Actinopteri; Labriformes; Labridae
Source: RefSeq, a predicted model, not a curated record
ACGAGAAAGGAAGUAGCGACAGGCUAGCUGGUUAGCCGGUCUGAAUCCACACACAGUCUGUCCGGAAAGAGUGAACUUGAAAGGAACAUUUUUUUUUUAUCCGGGCGGCUGUUUUUUCCUUGGUUUAAUAACAGCGUGUGAGCAGACUGCGGGUUAUUUGUCGAUACGUUUUAUUUUCUCUCUGCCGCGGUUUCAGACCCAACUGUGAGCUUUGUCUGCCUGUCUGGGGCGCCUCCGUUGUUAGCCUGGUCGGUUUCAAAACAGUCUUGGGUUUAUUCAAAGACAAACCUCCCCCCCUCACCAAUCCGUAUCCCUGCGAUUUGUUCAUCAUUAUUUCACCAGUGGGUUGAAUCGUGGAAGAUGCAGUUAAGGAUUACACCAAGACAAUGAGAAAAACAGCCGGGAAAGGUGCUGCGUGGUGAGAGGGAAGCAGUGAGUGCGGCAUGCUGAGGCCACUCCCCCUGGCUCAGGAUGAGUGUCAGAGAUGGCGCUGCCACCAUGGCAACGAAUGCAGGUGGAGGAGGGGGGGGAGGUGGGCCAGCUAGCCCUAACGACCAUGAUGGCCGCUCGUACAUGCUUCAGAUCUACACACGGCUUGCAGCACAAUCCUCCGCCUGCUGCAGCCUAAGGGUGCAUAAGGAUGCAACAGCAGCCUCUGUGAUCUCAGAUGCUGCCAUGGCACUGGGGCUGGACCCUGGCCGCAUGUAUGUGCUGGCAGAGGUAAAGGAAUGUGGCGGGGAAGAGUGGGUGCUAGAGGCCGGAGACCUUCCAGCACAGAGGUUUCUGCUGUGGCCCCGGAAAGCCCAGGAGCAACACCCUCAGAGCCUCGGCUUUUACUUCCUACUACAGGAGAGGAACCAUGAUGGCUCUAUCCAUUACGUUCAUCUCCCAUCUGUGUCUAAGGAGCAGGAGGUGCAGCGGCUAGCCGCCAGGGGCUUCCUCCCCCCUCCGCAGGACGACUUUGCAGACCUCUGCAACCUUCCCAUCCUCAAUGAGGACAGCAUAUUAAACAACCUGCGCACACGCUUUUACAAGAAAAAGAUCUACACCUAUGCAGGCAGCAUCCUCAUCGCCAUCAACCCCUUCAAGUUCCUGCCCAUCUACAACCCCAAGUAUGUGAAGAUGUAUGAGAACCACCAGCUGGGCAAACUGGAGCCUCACAUUUUUGCUAUCGCAGAUGUGGCAUACUAUGCUAUGCUCAGAAAGAGGGUCAACCAGUGUAUCGUCAUCUCUGGCGAAAGUGGCUCAGGCAAGACCCAGAGCACCAACUUCCUGAUCCACUGUCUGACUGCACUCAGCCAGAAGGGCUACGCCAGCGGAGUGGAGAGGACAAUACUGGGAGCUGGACCGGUCUUAGAAGCCUUUGGAAAUGCCAAGACAGCCCACAACAACAACUCUAGCCGCUUCGGUAAAUUCAUCCAGGUGAAUUACCUGGAGAGUGGAGUGGUAAGAGGGGCUGUGGUGGAGAAGUAUCUCCUGGAGAAGUCUCGUCUGGUCUCCAGAGAGAAGAACGAGAGGAACUACCACGUGUUUUACUACCUGUUGUUGGGAGCUUCAGAGGAAGAGAGGAAGGAGUUCAAGUUGUUGCCACCUGAAGAAUACUUCUACCUCAAGCAGCAAAACUUUAAGAUUGAAGAUGAGGAAGACCUGCGCCAUGAUUUUGAAAGGCUGCAGCAGGCAAUGGAGAUGGUUGGCUUCCUCCCCGCCACCAAGAAACAGAUCUUCUCUGUGCUUUCUGCCAUCUUGUAUCUGGGCAACGUGACCUACAGGAGAAAGUCAACAGGCAGAGAUGAGGGGUUGGAUGUGGGACCACCAGAGGUCCUGGCCACACUCUCUGACCUGCUAAAGGUUAAAGAGGAACUGCUGGUUGAGGCUCUGACAAAGAGGAAAACAGUGACAGUCAAUGACAAGCUGAUUCUCCCCUACAGCCACUCAGAGGCUAUCACUGCCAGAGACUCCAUGGCCAAAUCUCUGUACAGCGCCUUGUUUGACUGGAUCGUGUUGCGCAUCAAUCACGCUCUGCUUAACAAGAAAGAUAUGGAGGAACAUGUUCCAUGCUUGUCCAUUGGUGUUUUGGACAUUUUUGGCUUUGAGGACUUUGAGACCAACAGCUUCGAGCAGUUCUGCAUCAACUAUGCAAAUGAGCAGCUGCAAUAUUAUUUCAACCAUCACAUCUUCAAUCUGGAGCAGGAGGAGUACCAAGCAGAGGGAAUCACCUGGCACAACAUCGACUACACUGACAACGUGGGCUGCAUCCACCUCAUCAGCAAGAAACCAACUGGUCUGCUCUACCUGUUGGAUGAGGAGAGCAACUUUCCCCAUGCGACAGAUGAAACAUUAUUAGCCAAAUUCAAGCAGCAGCACCAGGGCAACAUGUACUUUGUCCCCACACCGGUCAUGGAGCCCGCCUUUGUCAUUCGACACUUUGCUGGGAAAGUAAAAUAUCAAAUCAAGGAUUUUCGGGAGAAGAACACAGACCACAUGCGUCCAGACAUCGUGGCGUUGCUGCGGAGCAGCGACCGUGCAUUUGUGCGCCAGCUCAUUGGUAUGGACCCAGUGGCCAUGUUUCGAUGGGGCAUCCUGCGCGCCACCGUCAGAGGAAUUGCUGCUUUUAAUGAUUCCGGCCGUACCUGGGCUGCAAAGACGUCAGGUGUUGUCCGUCCGAUUUCAAGAACUCCUUUAGGAGAGCUUCAGCGAUCCAAUGCUCCAGUGGACAGAAUGUAUAAACGAGCGUCUAUGCUCGAUUUCUACUUUGAUCACUCAGAAGAGCGCCCUCUAGAGGCCUUUGAAGACAUCUUUGCUAGCUAUGAGAGUAAGAAAGACAUGCAUGCAGAAAUCAUCAGCUCCAUUAAGAACUUGCAGCUGGAUGGUGAGGACCCUCGCAAGCUGCUGCAGUCCUGGGGUCGCCUCAGCUUCCCUCGACACGUCCUUCAGAAAAACAAGAACACAAAACAGAGGCAGGUCAUCCCCAAGAGUUUGCUGGAUUCCCGUUCUCUGAAGUUCAUUGUGAGCCUGACUCUGCAUGAUCGCACCACCAAGUCUCUGCUCCACCUGCACAAAAAGAAGAAGCCUCCAAGCAUAAGUGCCCAGUUCCAGACAUCCCUCACAAAACUCCUGGAGACUCUGAACAGAGCCGAGCCUUAUUUCAUUCGUUGUAUUCGCUCUAACGCUCAGAAGAAGGAGAUGUACCUGGAUGAGGCUCUGGUUGUUCAGCAGCUGAGAUACACAGGAAUGCUGGAAACUGUUCGCAUCAGGAGGUCAGGCUAUGGAGCCAAGUACACAUUCCAGGAGUUCAUUGAGCAGUUCAGGGUUUUGCUGCCAAAAAAUGCAGCUGCCUCUAAAGAGGACAUCUCAGCACUGCUCGAUACAAAGAUGGGCCUGGACCCCACCACGUUCCAGAUUGGCAAAACAAAGGUGUUCUUGAAGGAGCUGGAGCGGCAGCAGCUGCAGGACACGCUGCACAAGGAUGUGAUGCGCAAGAUCAUUUACCUUCAGCGCUGGUUCAGAGCUCACCUGCUGAGAAAGGAUUUUCUGGAUAUGAGACAAGCAGCCAUCUUGAUUCAGCAUUCUUGGCGCAGGUACUGCAAAGAAGAGAAAAGGCGAUGGGCAGCCACUCUGAUCCAGGCUUUGUGGAGAGGACACAGACAGAGAACAGAGUACAAGCUCCAAAGACAGGGUGUCACCAAAAUACAAGCCCUGGUCAGAGGACACUCAGCACGCAGAAGGUGCCAGUCCAUGCGUGAGGAGAAAAUAGAAGCUCAAAUAAGGGCAGAAGAAGAGGAAAGAAGGAGAAGGGAAGAAGAGGAGGAGGCCAGAAGAAAAGUAGAGGAGGAGGAGGAGGAGGAAAGGAGGAGGAUGGAGGAGGAAGCUAGAAGAAAGGCCGAAGAGGAGGAAGCCAGGAGACAAGCAGAGGAAGAGGAGGCCACCAGGAAAGCGCAGGAGGCUUUGGAAAAGAGAGAGGAAGCAGAGGAAAAACCUGGGAGUGAGCCUCAAACCCGAGAGGAUCCCGAUAUCGAGCUGGUCACAGAGGAGAUGCUGGAUGAAAACGUCUCUGUCCAUGAGAUAGAGGACGACAGAGAGGUUAAUACUAGCUCAAACACAGAGGAGGAACAGGGUAAGAAGGAAGAGCUGGAUAAGGAAUUACAUGCAGAGACAAACGGUACCCUGGCUGAGGCUGGACCUCAGCUGGAUGAAAAAGAGGAAGAUGAGGAUUUGAGGAACGAAACACUAGAACAGUCAGCUUCACAACAAGCUCUUGCCUCUGAUAGCGACACCUCUGACGCACUUAAACUCACGUCGCCUGACGACAGGCCUCGGAGCGAUACCUCCACACCUCCCAAUGCUGAACAAAAGGGGACACAGCCUCCGGCUGUCCACAGGGGCAAUUCAUCCAGGAGUCAGGAGAAGAGAGAGCAGAGGAGACAAAGAGGGCUCGAGCACAAUCAGAGAGAAACCGAACGGGCCUCCUCCUCUUCAGCAAGCACCAAGGAUCAAACCUCCCAGACCAAAAGCAAAAGCCAGGAGGCCUCCAAGCUCAAAGAGCGGGCAGAUAGCAAGGAGCUGGACCAGUACACAUUUGGCUGGAAGAUGAAGGAGGACAAAGGAGGGAAGAAGGAGACAAAAGCCUCUCCUGCUCCUGUUCGUCCGUCUACAUUAUCCCUGCAGCUCUCCGACCCCGUGCCUGAAAGAAACGGUUUAGGUGAAGGUGCUGGAGCUGUCAACCUGCAUCGUCGCCCUGGGGCGAUUAAGGAGAAGCCCGAGAAGUGGAAGGGAAGGAGGAGUGAUGGAGAAAUAUCUGACAGCAUCAGUCUUACCGCUCCUCAAAACAGGGAGGAUAUGAGGAAAAAACAACCCCUGAGCGAAACAGCCUCCUUAUCAUUUGACAGUAUGUCUCCGGGUUCUGAAGGAGCUGGUGCUAUUUCGGCCAGAGAGUUGAUUUCCCCGUCAGACAGCCACAGUGACGGCUCAAAGGGAGGCUCCUUCAGAAGGAAACACCACGAAGGCUCUUCUCACCCAGACUCUGCACACUCCAUCCCAUCCACACCAGACAGGUCAGGUGGUUUCUUCAGCAAAAUUUUAAAGAAACGACCACACAGGGAAGCCCAGACUCCAGACAACGGAGAAACGACGCUUGCCUCAAGUCUCAGUGAGAGAUCAACUGGAGGGGAAGGUAAAUAGAGCAAACACGGGGCUUUUCACGUCAGGCCAGCAUAUGGCGAGCGAACUGGUAAAGGUUUGGGCCGCAACCCCACCAUUAAGAUAAGUCGUGCCACACGGGUCUCUGAGCAGUGGAACGCAUCACUGGAUCGUGAAAUCACCAACGCAAACGAGCUGCGGCUCCUCGACGAGUUUCUUGGCAACCAGGUGAAUGAUUUCCGCUCCAGGGGGAAGUCGCUGUCGGCGACGGAGGCCAUCUUUGUAACUGCCACUAUGCAGUUCAGAGAGAAUAUCAAAGCCAUGUAUUCUCUCCCAAAACCCACCACUGGCUACAAAGGUCUGAUGACGAGCUACCAGACCAAAGUGAUCCACCUGGCAGGUGAAAAGCAGAAAGGAGAAGUCCAACUUGUGGUCAACCUGUUCCAGUCGGUGCUGGAUGGCUUCAUCAGGGGAGAGAUGAAGAAGGAGGAGGCUGAGCCUGCAAAGCCUGCCAAAGCUAGAAAGAAAAGAAGGAAAAAAGAUAAAAGUAUGGAGAGCCCUCUGGAUCAUAUUUUUGUCAACUAUCAGGUCAACAUUAUGCAGUCAUGUGACCAGUGCAGCUCUUACAUCUGGGGCAUGGAGAAGGCCUACAUGUGCAGCUAUUGUAAGAUGGUGUGCCACAAGAAGUGCCUCUGCAAAAUAGUCACUGACUGCACAACCUUCUGUGCCAAAAAGAGCGACGAUGACUCUGGUGGUCAGCACUUUGGGGUGCGUGUGAGUAACCUGGUGAGUGAUAAGAACCCCGUACCGAUGGUGCUUGAGAUGAUGCUGGAGCAUGUUGAAAUGCAGGGCCUCUACACUGAGGGCAUCUACCGCAAGUCUGGCUCUGCCAACCGCAUCAAAGAGCUGCACCAGCGACUGGAGACUGACCCCCACCUGGUCUGCCUCGAGGACUAUCCCAUCCACACAGUCACUGGCCUGGUGAAACAGUGGCUGAGGGAGCUGCCAGAUCCACUCAUGACCUUCACACAUUACAGUGACUUCCUUCAUUCAGUGGAACUGCCAGAAAAGCAAGAGCAGCUUCAUGCUGUAUACAAAGGGCUGGAAGAGCUUCCUCCAGCAAACUUUAACACAUUGGAGAGACUUGUCUUCCACCUUGUCAGGGUGUGUAAAGAGGAGGCUCAUAAUCGUAUGUCGCCGAACUCGCUGGCCAUAGUGUUUGCCCCGUGUAUCCUGCGCUGCCCCGAUAACGCUGACCCGCUGCUCAGCAUGAAGGAUGUUGCCAAAACAACAACGUGUGUAGAGAUGAUCAUCAAUGAGCAGAUCAGACGCUACAAUGAGAAGAUGGAAGAGAUCGAGCAGCUGGAGUACGCCGAGGCUCUGGCAGUAAACCAGCUCAAACUCAAGAGACAGAACACGCACUUCUGGCACUUACCUCUCAGGUGCUCAGCUCCUUACAAAGGAGUGGUGGUGCAUGAGAAGGUCACUUCAGAUCUCAGUGUGGUCCCUGAGAACGAGCCUCUGGACUCCGACACAGAGGCUGAGAAGAACUUGGUUGAGCGAAUCAAGUCCAUCAAACAGGAGAAAGAGGAUCUGGCCUGCAGACUACCAGAGAUGGAGCAGCCCGGCUCAGAUCAGGAGAACUUGGACUCCGAGGCCUCACUGAGCUCCGAGAGUCUUCUGGAUGAGCAGCAGCGUGCUUCUGUGCACUGCUCGGAGUCUGAAGGAAGAGCUGGCUCCCAGAGGAGAAGAUUAAGGCCGGCUUGUCCACCCAAACCACCAGACCUGUCCCAGCGCCACAAAGUCCUCGGUGGACGUGUGUCUCUGCCGAACCUCACCCCUAGUAGCUCCACCUCUUCUUUGAUCAGCUGCACUUCUUUAACCUCAGAAUCCUCCAACGCCUCUAUCAGGCACCCACUGCAACGCCGCAACCCCAUCAUCCCAGACACAGUUAAACUCCCCCCCGGUAUCCUCUCCCAGCCCACAUCCUCGAGUCCGGCUCACUCUCCUGGAAGUCGAACAUCACAGUACUCGGUCAGAAGGAGAGAGCAGCCGGGUCGCCGCAAAGACAGCACCCAGUCCCUGUACAUCGACAGCAUGAAGAGUGACCUGUUGUUGCAUUUUUCCUCCUGCCCUCCAUCCACUUCCUCCUCCUCGUCCUCCAUCGCUAAUGUAACACCUGCUCCUCAACACCAGCAUCACGGCACACAGGCCCCACAGGGCCAGAGACGUUUUUCUGACCCAGACAUACCUUGUAUGGACGAUGAUGCCUGACCAGGGAAAACACAAACGAUGCGUCUGAAGUCAUGUUGUCCUCUCUGACUGUCAAAAUAACUGGACAAAAUUUUGCCCAGCACUUUUUCUUAAAUUUUAAUAUAUCAUGGUUAACGUAAAGUAAUCCAGGUGAGACAGAGUCAUGCUUUUUGUAGCCUCAUAAUGACCGACCAGCCUUUAUGUUUCUUUCUCCUCCUGUUAAAUAGUGCAGGUUUCCAGCUGCAUUUUUCAUGACUUUUUCCUCGUAAUGAGCAAAACCUGCUCCCUGAAAAGUUAGCUAGUGCCUUGGUUAAUGUACAGUACACGUAAAAUGUUCAUUUCUCAUGUAACGUAAUGAACAGUGCUCGCAGAGGAGACGAAGGGUUAUGUGGGGAAAACAGAGGACACAUUUGUCUCGGACUUCUGUGUUCAAGACAUUUUUGAAACCAGGACCUCAACAAGCACAUUGUGACCGUUGUGUAGGUGCGUCCUCACAACAGCUGCAAAGGACGACAACUUCUCUACGACUUAAUAUUUCACCUGCUGCAUGACGGGCCCCAGAUAGGAAACAUUUCCUCACAGAGUAAAGGGAAAUGGGAGCAGCACAUGCCACUUUUUCUUUAGAAACAUCAAAAACACAAACCCAGCAACAGCCGUGCCACGAUGUCUCGAACAAACUGAAAUCCAUGAACCCACCUCACCUUUUUUUCUAUAACAGACUUGGCUCCACUCAGCUGUAUUGCACCUGUCAUUGAGAGUUACCAGUCCCAGAAUGAGCCGGUUCUGCUGGAGCACAGCUUUAGCCUACUUUGUAUGAAAUGUAAUACUAAUGUUCCUCUCUGACUGCUGAUGAAUGAUAUUUGCUAGUUUGUCUGGGUUAUUAUGAGGACGAUGUUUUGAUGUGUAACGUGUAAACAGAGAGUAUAUGGUUUGGACUGAAUGACGUGAACUGUAAUGGUUAUUAGUAUUAACUUGAUAAUACAGAAGGUGAUGCUUGUAACAUGCGCUUCUGUGUGUUUCGAUCAGGUGCAGAAAAAAAACAUUUCCCGAGUUUUGAUACCACUUGACGCAGUUUGAUGAAGAAGAUGAUGAGUAAUUCACUAAAGAACAUGGUGUUUUUGUAAACUAUGAACCAUGAGAGUUUAUUAAUAACUUCUCCAUUAAAAGUUUCUCAUGAAAAAAAGGAAGUUGGAGAUCAGACAAAACAAGUCUGUUUAGAAAUGUGUAGGGAGACAAAUAAAAGAACCCUGAUGGGUCAAUGCUCACAUCUAAGUGGAGUAAUAAA